Molecule: messenger RNA, 1494 nt
Organism: Salarias fasciatus (jewelled blenny)
Lineage: Eukaryota; Metazoa; Chordata; Actinopteri; Blenniiformes; Blenniidae
Gene: eef1a1l3
Product: eukaryotic translation elongation factor 1 alpha 1, like 3
Exons: 7
Coding region: 1-1374 (457 amino acids)
Biological process (GO): translational elongation
Molecular function (GO): GTPase activity; GTP binding; translation elongation factor activity
Source: RefSeq, a predicted model, not a curated record
AUGGCGAAAGAGAAGACUCAUAUUAAUGUUGUCAUCAUCGGCCAUGUCGACAGUGGAAAGUCGACCACCACCGGACACCUGGUCUACAAGUGCGGUGGGAUUGAUCAGAGGAGAAUUGAGAAGUUUGAGAAGGCUGCAGCUCAAAUGGGGAAGACUUCCUUCAAGUUCGCCUGGGUGUUGGACAAGCUGAAAGCUGAGCGGGAGCGCGGGAUCACCAUUGAUAUUUCACUGCUGAAAUUCAGCACCCAGAAAUUUACAAUCACAAUAAUCGAUGCUCCGGGCCACCGUGACUUCAUAAAGAACAUGAUAACUGGAACUUCACAGGCGGAUGUGGCUCUCUUGGUGGUCUCUGCAGCCAAAGGGGAAUAUGAGGCCGGUGUGUCCAGAAGCGGUCAGACUCGAGAGCAUGCCCUGCUGGCUUACACUCUGGGUGUGAAGCAGGUCAUCGUCUGUGUGAACAAGAUGGAUCUGACUGAGCCGCCGUACAGUCAGAAACGCUAUGAAGAAGUGGUGCGAGGCGUGAGCGGCUUCCUGAGGAAGAUCGGCUACGACCCCACAUCUGUGCCGUUCGUUCCCAUUUCUGGCUGGACAGGGGAGAACAUGAUCACUUCAACUCAGAAGAUGCCGUGGUACCAAGGCUGGAAGGUCAAGCGCCGAGAGGGGACAGAAAGCGGGAAGACGCUGCUUGAAGUCCUGGACUCCAUUCAGCCGCCUGUUCGUACCGUCAACAAGCCACUGCGGUUGCCUCUGCAGGAUGUCUACAAAAUUGGAGGAGUUGGGACUGUACCAGUCGGCAAGAUUGAAACCGGCAUCCUCAAACCCGGCAUGACUCUGAUGUUCUCUCCUGCAAAGCUGACCGCAGAGGUCAAGUCCAUUGAGAUGCACCACCAGGGGCUGCAGACGGCUCUGCCGGGACACAACGUGGGCUUCAACAUCAAGAACGUGUCCGUCAAGAACCUGCGGCGUGGCGACGUGGCCGGUAACGCCCAGCAGGAUCCUCCCUCGGAUGUCAGCAGCUUCGAGGCUCAGCUGAUCAUCCUGAACCAUCCAGGGAAGAUCAAAAGCGGCUACUCUCCAGUGCUCGACUGCCACACGGCUCACGUCACCUGCCGCUUCGCCGAGCUGAAGGAGAAGCUGGACCGCCGCACCGGCAGGAAGCUGGAGGACAACCCGCAGACGCUGAUUUCUGGAGACGGUGCCACGGUUCAGCUGGUUCCCAUCAAGCCCAUGUGUGUCGAGAGCUUCUUCACAUACCCACCAUUAGGCCGCUUUGCAGCCAGAGACCUGAAGCAGACCGUUGCUGUUGGGGUCAUCAAGUCGGUGGUGAAGGACCAGGGGUCAAAAGGUGGCCUCAAAGCUCAAGUGUGCAAAUAAGUUGAAUUUUGUCCAGUCUUUGGCUCCUUUCAUGUUGAGUGAACAGUUUUGUUUCAGAUGCAGUUUUUGUGUUGUAACACGAAGUCUUUAUGUUGUCUUCAAGGUUUAUAGUAUCCCUGU